Molecule: messenger RNA, 1022 nt
Organism: Heterobilharzia americana
Lineage: Eukaryota; Metazoa; Platyhelminthes; Trematoda; Strigeidida; Schistosomatidae
Source: the annotation of a GenBank genome assembly
AUUUCCUGUCAGUUGGUAUGAAACGGUUUCACUAGUUGAUGUGGUGUUGGUUUACUUCAUUUGCUUAACUUAAUUGGAUGUGUACAUGUUUAGCACAGUUUCAAAGUAAUACGCUACGAAUCUUUGUGUUGUUGCGUUUAUAUGUGUAGUUUUUGAAGUAAACACUUCCUCACGCUUCCCUGAUUCGUACCUGUAUGUACGUGUAUACAUGCCAGAAUAUGAAGAGUCUUUCAUCCUUUAUUUUCCAAAACGUUACUCGUAAAUUUAACAUACUGACUAAACAGAAAAAUAACUUUUCAUCAACACAUUUUGGAUUUGAAACAGUGGCUGUUGAAGACAAACAAUCAAAAGUCAACCAUGUAUUUGAGAAUGUUGCCAAAAAAUAUGAUUUGAUGAAUGAUGUGAUGAGCUUCGGUGUGCAUAGAUUAUGGAAAGAUUUCUUCGUCGAUCAAAUUAUGCCAACAGAUAAACUAAGGUGUUUAGAUGUUGCCGGUGGGACAGGUGAUAUCGCCUUUAGAAUAAUGAAAUAUGCUAGGCAUAUUAAUGUUGUACCGGAAAGUUUUGAAUUGAAACAAUCUGUUGGUCCUGAAGUCACAGUUAUACAAACAUGGGUGGAAGGAAAUGCUGAGAAUCUUCCAUUCAGUGAUAACUCAUUCGAUGUAUAUACCAUUGCUUUUGGAAUACGCAACUGCACAUACAUUGAAAAGGUUAUUUCAGAGGCGCAUCGUGUCCUACGUCCUUGGGGUCGUUUUUAUUGUUUAGAAUUCAGUAGAGUUGAAAAUUAUUUAUUCAGAAAGAUCUAUGAUGCAUACUCUAUGCAAAUGAUUCCAGUGAUUGGACAACUUAUUGCAGGUGAUUGGAAUUCCUAUAAAUACUUAGUUGAAAGUAUUCGUAAAUUUCCAGAUCAAAAGGAAUUCGCUGAGAUAAUUGAACAAUCAGGAUUUAUUGAUGUUAACUGGACAAAUUAUUCUGAUGGUAUUGUUGCUGUUCACAAAGGUUUCAAGAUUCCUUCUAUCAAGUAG